Molecule: messenger RNA, 1712 nt
Organism: Arachis ipaensis
Lineage: Eukaryota; Viridiplantae; Streptophyta; Magnoliopsida; Fabales; Fabaceae
Source: RefSeq, a predicted model, not a curated record
UAGAGAAAGAAUGGAAACAUAAUAGGGUUUGGGAAAAAAAAAAAGGUUAUGGAAUGAAUGGAGGAUAAUGACCAAGUCCUAGUCUUCCCUCUAAUUCCAUGCAUACGAAACAAGCAAGAAAAACAAAUACUUAUAUUUAAGUAACGACUUUGAAAUUUGAUACACAUCUCCUGAGUGACACUACUGACCCAACAAAUCUUGGCCACAAUUAUGCUCAUUCAGGUGGAAUGCACUUUCAUGCUUGCUAAUUAUCUUCCAUGGCCAAAACCAAAAUCAUAACAAACCUGGAAUAUCCAAAACCCAAAACUAAAAGCUCUCUUUGUCUAUGUUUCUUUGGAAGUAGUGCUUCAACAUCAGUAGGGUCAACCAACAACAUAGGAUCUCAUGAACAACGUAGCCAUAAACAAAAGAGUUGGUUCCCAUGGCAGAGGAUUGGCAAAACGGUGCCUCUACUUGAAGGCUUAGAGUUUGAUGAGAAGAACAAGAAGAAGAAGAAAAAGCACCCCAAACUCAAAGUUUCUUAUAACAAAGUUCAAUAUUCAUCAUCAAAGUGGAGGUCAAAGUCAAACCUACACAACAAGACUCAACAAGCACACCCUACUCCAACCCCAACCCAGAAGCAACCGCUGAUUCCUCACAUAGCACCCAAUCAACCACCCUCAAAUUCACAGUUUCAGACAUCUCAACCAAACAGAGAAAAGAAAGCCUUAGAGAGCGACACUUGUCAGCAAAGUGGCUCAUCUCCCACAAUAGCAGCCGCCACUGCCACGUCACAUUCAGAUCUAGGCCCAGCUUCAAAACGGCACGUGCAGCGCAUGGGGACUCAAACGACACCUAAACAACACGGGAAGCAUCAAAACGCAAACAGACACUAUAGUCCUGUGGUUGGCGCUUGGGCGGUUAUUGUGACACUGGUAAUAUUGUUAUUGUGGGGUCGUUUAUGUGCCAUAGUUUGCACCUCUACGUGGUUGUAUUUUGUACACCGUUUUAGAUUGGUGCAGGAAAACGACGUCGUCGUAGAGAGUUCAAAGGAGCUGGAUUUCGAUUCAAAUUUGUACAAAAAGAAAGUGGUUUUGGAAGGUCUUCUUGAGAGAAAUCACUCUGGUGUGCUGUAAUAGUUAAUAGUCAUAGACUCAUUGUCACUGGAUUUGGAUGUGGGGGCAUUGCUGUCGUUGUUUCAUGGCGUUGGUGUAAAAAAAAAAUAAGAAUAUGCUGAAUUCUAUUUAUUAAUUUGAAUGUUUUAUGUAUAUAUAUUUUUACAGAAUUGUUAAGGGUUGUUGAAGGUAUUGCACUAAGAAAGACUCCUGCCGUUGCUAUGCUAAAGGUAAGAUUUUCUUUGAAAGCCGCUCAAGCAAUUUCUUUAAAAAAAGAAGAGCAAGCAAGACAAGAUAAGGCUCGAAAGCUGCGAAGAAAGUAGAGCAGCUCUAAUCGAGCUGUGAAAUUGGUGUGGUGAGGUAUUGGAAGUGUUCAGCGAAUAUAGAUAAAGACACUAAAAAAGAGCACCGUGCUAUACUGCUCCAUAAGGUAUCCCAAAAUCACUAAGACCACCGCCCUACUUAAGAGCUAGACGGUAAGAACUUUUCCAGGCAAAAGGAUUGAUCGAGAAAGAUUUCUUGUUCUUAUUAAAAGAUCGUGAUUGGAUCCACAUAUGUUUGGUAAAAAGAAAAAUCUUCUCCUUUGAGAAUAAUCAAAAAAAGGAAUCAAUUGGAACA